Oncorhynchus kisutch (coho salmon) is the source of this 1629-nucleotide messenger RNA. RefSeq names its product hsp90 co-chaperone Cdc37. Bases 247 to 1380 code for a protein of 377 amino acids. The record is from RefSeq and is a predicted model, not a curated record. Gene Ontology annotation, biological process: protein stabilization; protein folding. Gene Ontology annotation, molecular function: heat shock protein binding; protein kinase binding; protein-folding chaperone binding. Gene Ontology annotation, cellular component: cytoplasm. The transcript is spliced from 8 exons. Lineage: Eukaryota; Metazoa; Chordata; Actinopteri; Salmoniformes; Salmonidae.
CGAGUUUACGUAGAGACGUGGAAAACGUCUAAACGGAAAUGUCUAGGGUUUCCUCCAUAGCAAGCUAAAGAUACAUUGUGCACUAUUGUUGAUUAGCAAUAGUAAAUAUAUUAGCUACCAAUAUAAUUUCUAACAAGGUUUGAAGUUAGAUAGUUACGUUGUAUCAUUAGACUCACAUCUGUUAAUUUCACUUUUAACGUGCACUUGCUGCAAGCAACGUUUUAGCCUGCUAGCUUGGUAGCUAGAAUGACAAGUAGGAUAGACUACAGCGUGUGGGACCACAUUGAGGUUUCAGAUGAUGAAGAUGACACUCAUCCAAACAUCGAUACACCCAGCCUUUUCAAAUGGAGACAUGAGGCGCGUGUGGAACGGAUGGACCAGUUCAUAAAGGCUGGGGAGGACCUGGAGAAGGGGCUAGCUGAAUCUAAGCGCAAGUUGACUGAAGCACAGAAGAAGACCAAGAAUCUGUCCAGUUCAGUCACGGACGAUGCCAAAGCAGAGCUGAGCAAGGCACAGGCCGAGGAGAAGAGGCUGAAGAAGGAGGAGCGAGACUGGGAGAAGAAACUGGAGGACCACCGGCGGGAAGAGAAGAAGAUGCCAUGGAAUGUAGACACACUCUGCAAGGAGGGCUUCAGCAAGAGUGUUAUGAAUGUUAAGCCAGAUGUGAAGGAGGAGACCGAGGAGCAGAAAGAGCAGAAACACAAGACCUUUGUGGAGAAGUAUGAGAAAGAGAUCAAACACUUUGGUAUGAUGAAACGCUGGGACGACAGCCAGAAGUACCUAUCAGACAACCCUCACCUGGUGUGUGAGGAGACGGCCAACUACCUAGUCAUCAUGUGCAUUGACCUGGAGGUGGAGGAGAAGAAAGCGCUGAUGGAGCAGGUGGCCCACCAGACCAUAGUGAUGCAGUUCAUCCUGGAGUUGGCUAAGAGCCUGAAGGUGGAUCCCCGCGGUUGCUUCCGUCAGUUCUUCGACAAGAUAAAGACUGCAGAUCAGCAGUAUCAGGAUGCCUUCAAUGAUGAGCUGGAGUCCUUUAAGGAGAGGGUGCGCGGCAGGGCCAAGAUCCGCAUCGAGAGGGCCAUGAAGGAGUACGAAGAGGAGGAGAGACAGAAACGCCUGGGGCCCGGAGGACUGGAUCCUGCCGAGGUGUAUGAGUCCUUACCUGAGGAGAUGCAGAAAUGUUUUGACGAGAAGGACAUUGCCAUGUUGCAGACUGUCAUCACGAAGCUGGACCCAACGGAGGCUAAGGUCCACAUGAAGAGAUGCAUUGACUCUGGGCUGUGGGUCCCUAACUCACGGGCAGACGAGGGAGACGACAAGGAGGAGGACGCUACUUAUGAAGAGCUGAAUAAGGAGAUGGGCGAACAGAAGAUAGAAUGAUUGACAUGAAUUGACUUUACAAUGAUAUUUUCAUCUAUGUAGUCGUCACUUCUAUUGCUACUCCCAAUGUUUUUUCAUGAAUUUCUCCUUAACGCUUUGGAACAAUGUAACCUCUCUGUGGCGAUGUCCACUCUUUGUGGACAAUAAUAUCACACCAAUAUCACUUGCUGAAUGCUCUUCUUUUUUUUAAACAAUUCUUGCUUGGGCCUUAUUAGUAAAGCUGUAUUCUUAAACGUGUGUGUGCCUGUA